CCCCUCUCUGACAGUGGUUUGCUCCUCACUCCAGCUGAUCGGCCCAGGAUUCCCCGGUGGCUCUGCCCGUCGUUGGCUUUAACGGCUCCAAUGUUUCAACGUCAAAUUAAACUGUUUUAAUUUUACGGAGUCAGUGGCCGCUCGUGUCGGCAAAUCGUUCCUUGCCUAGUGAACAUCUGAAGGAUAACCUGUCCGGCGUAUUGACUCUGUAUUUACCAAAAAAACAGGGGAUUUGAACGCAAAUACGAGGCCCUCGCUCCAUCCCCGGAUUCACCUGCUACGCGGAGAGCCUCACACGGAAGACCGACAUGGGGGACACGGGGAGCGAGGGCAGCAAGCCUCCAAGUAACGUUAACGUUGUACCCCCGCGCUGCCUCUGUGGUUUCUGGGGGUCGAACAAAACUGUGAAUCUCUGCUCAAAAUGUUUUGCAGACAUUCAGAAGAAACAGCCAGACGACGAUUGUGUCCCAAAAGCCUCCUCGAGCUCCAGCAGCAGCAGCAGCCAAGCAGACGUCUUCUGUAACCAAGCAAACAGCAGCAUUAGUCAGACACUGAUGUCGAUGCCGAACACAUCAGAAGACCCUUCGCCAGGAGAGACGGGAGCGCCAUCUCUCCCCGCUCAGGACGAAGUAUCCAGCACAGACGCCGUCUUCAGCUCGUGCUCCACUCCCACAAAACGCUCCUGCGAGUCAGCCUCGGAGUCCGAAAGCGACGUUUCACCCGAGAAGCGAGCGCGAGUGGGCGACGUACCAGAGGGUGAAGAGUCCUCAUCGUCAUCUUUGUCUGCGUCAUCAUCAUCCUCGUCUCGCAGCAGCUCUAAACAGCGGAGCCGCAAACGUUGCCAUCGCUGCCAAACCAAACUGGAGCUGGUUCAGCAAGAGCUGGGUUCCUGUCGCUGUGGUUAUGUCUUCUGUAUGCUCCAUCGGCUCCCCGAGCAACACGAGUGUCUGUUUGACCACCUGGGCCGUGGUCGCCAGGAGGCCGUCCUCAAGAUGGUCAAGCUCGACCGCAAGGUGGGCCGCUCAUGCCAGCGCAUCGGAGAGGAGUGCUCCUGAGCGCUCCGCUCCCUCAGAAGAACCUCUGUGUUCAGACGGUGUCUCAGCACCAACAGGGAUUUGAUUUUUUUAUUUGUUUUUCCUUCUCAUUUUUCUUUUUCCAAGAUUUUUGCAGGUUUUUUUUUUUUUGGAUACAAACCUCGACCCGCUCGCUCUUUUUAAACUCCACUGUUACCCACAUAACCGUUUUUUUUUUUCUUCUUCUGCUUCUGUUGGCUUGAUCAUAUCCCUGCUGCUAAGAUGCCUUUUGGAAAAUUCAAACCCAGGAAUGACAGAACAAUAAAGAGCAGAGGAAAUAUACAAUUUCUUCACUUUUUUUUCUUUUUUUGCAAGCUCCUGACUUCUCGAGUGUGAGCAGAGUAAUAACGAAUAAAAGGACGACGAGAAGAAAUAUAAUACUUUCUACAAAUGUUUGUCCGGGAAGCCAGAUUAAGACUAUACUCUUUACCUCAAAAAAGGAAAAUAAAACAACAAAGAACGACAAGAAGGAGGAGAAAAGGAUGGUUACCCUUUGUGUACACUUCUGCUUUGGCGCUGUUUAUAGACUGUGCUCUUUACCUCAAAAUCAGACAGAGCUGCUUUGUACUCUGCGCCGAGCAUGGACCUUGUGAAGCAAACCGAGCAAGCCAGCCUCAGUUUAAGUUAGUGUCUUACCCCCUGGCCGUCCACUACCCCCAGUCCUUUAGAAAGACCUGUUAAUCCUCCACCUCAGGUUAUCAGGAUAUCAAACCCUCCCCGACUUGCACCCCUCUCUUUACCCCUACAGGACACCUUUUUACUCCUUUUUGUUUGUUUUAAGAUUAUUCUGGAGGUGUUUCUGCUUUGUGGACGAUGAAGCUGGGGUGAAACUGUGAUUCCAAAACGCAGGACCUGCAGAGUGAAUUGGACUAGAAACGCAUUGUGCUGGCGGGAGUGAGCUGGUUGUCCCUGGAUCGCACACAGAUCCGUCGUCAACGUUGGGGUGUGAUUGAUCGAGGCUUAAUUUGUCGCGGAUUUUCUCUGUCUUCCUCUUUUUGUCUCAGCCUUCAUCUCCUUCUUCCUCACCGCCCUCCCACAUGAAGACAUGUUGUGUGUGCUGGAUGUGUACAAACUUCAGGAAGACAACAUUUACAGGGCAUGAACGUGCAUACGAUUUAUUCCUGGGCCUGAAAUGUCUGCAUCGUACACGUCCACACAUCUCUAUGCUUUAAUAAAUACACACACACACACACACACUCCCUCUCUCUCUCACACACACCUUUAUGUUGUUUUAUGUUCUCAGCUGUGCACAUGGAGCACAAGCAGGAAAGAUCAAACGUUGCUGUACACAAGCUGAGAUGGCAGAGCGUCACUCAGAGGUGGCUGGUUCAGAUGGGGGGAUAGUUGUUAUAGUUCAGGUUUCUCACGUUGUCUUUCAAUGAACCACAUGUUAAAGGUAAUUUGACUAUUCUUUGGUUUUCAGUUAUUUAAUGCCCCCCCCCCCUUCCCUUUAAUGCCCCAUGUUCUCAUUUCCAGCUAGCAUGAUGAUCUUAAAUACAUUCUCCUCCUGCCUUUCACUUUCCUUUUCUCAUCUUUCCCCUUAUUGAUUGUUCUAUUUUCCCCUUAUUUCAGCCUCUCUGCCCCCCCCCUCCUCCCCCUUCUCCCCCCACGGUGGCCGGGGUGAGCAGAGUGCUGAAAGUCAAAAUCAGCAAAUAAUUACUCUCCAAAGGUUUUCCUGGUGGACUAUGUAAGGAAAGAAGAGACCAUGCAUAAUGAAUGAAUAUUCUGUAUCUUUAAAGAAAACCUUAUUUAACCCCUUUUUUGCUUUUCACUUACAUUUAAGUGUCGAGCUGCGCUUUUUUGGUUUGGGUUGUAAUGUGGUUCUAAAAUGGGAAGAUGAACGUGGAAAAUUCUAUAUUUUUGUUUCCAUUGCUUUACUUUAUGCUUCCCCUCUCCAACUUUUUCUUUUUACUAAGAAAGAAUAAACUGGAUUAGACAAAGUGUGAA
Molecule: messenger RNA, 3020 nt
Organism: Cottoperca gobio
Lineage: Eukaryota; Metazoa; Chordata; Actinopteri; Perciformes; Bovichtidae
Product: AN1-type zinc finger protein 3-like
Exons: 6
Coding region: 309-1055 (248 amino acids)
Molecular function (GO): zinc ion binding; DNA binding
Source: RefSeq, a predicted model, not a curated record